Molecule: messenger RNA, 1098 nt
Organism: Acanthisitta chloris (rifleman)
Lineage: Eukaryota; Metazoa; Chordata; Aves; Passeriformes; Acanthisittidae
Gene: RPS6KL1
Product: ribosomal protein S6 kinase-like 1
Exons: 10
Biological process (GO): protein phosphorylation
Molecular function (GO): ATP binding; protein kinase activity
Source: RefSeq, a predicted model, not a curated record
GUGAAGAGGAAGAUCACACAGUACCUGAGGCGAGCAGAAGAAAUAUUCAACUGCCACCUGCAGUGGGCUGCAGGGGGUGGCAGCACCACGGCCACGGGCUACAGCAGCCUGCGCUUCCGGCCCAUCAGGACACUGAGCUCAGCAGUGGAGAACCUGAGACGGUGUAAGGUUGUGGGAGUGAUUGAUAAGGUGCAGAUCGUCCAGGAUCCAGACACUGGUGGGACCUUUAUACUUAAGAGCCUUCCCAAAUCCCAUGUUGAGACCCGCGAGCGACAGACCAUCAUCCCUCAUGGGGUCCCCUUCAUGGUCAAACUGUUGUGCUACUAUGUGAGUGAGGACUCAAUCUUCCUCCACCUGGAGCAUGUGCAGGGGGAGACACUGUGGUCUCACCUCCGCUCCAAGUACUGUGUCCAGCAGGAUUCUGCAGAUUCAAACACCGUUCAAGCCCAGAGAGACCACGUCAGAGAAGAUGGUGUGGAAAGCUCCCAGGGUGGCAGCCAACGAGCAAGCCUGACCUGUGGCUGGCUCAGCAAGCAGCCACCACCAGGACAAUGCAGGGCUUUGGCUUCCUACAGGCACAACCGGAGAGCAUGGGCUGUGAAGGAGGAGCAGGUGCAGCUGUGGGCAGCAGAAAUCCUCCUGGCCUUAGAGGGCCUUCACCAACAGGGUGUAUUGUGUCGGGACCUGAAUCCCAGGAACCUGCUGCUUGAUGCAGCUGGUCAUGUCCGUCUCACCUUCUUUGGCCAGUGGACAGAGGUGGAGCCCCAGUACUGCAGCCAGGCACGGGAAGAGCUGUACAGUGCUCCAGAAGUGGGGGGGAUUGUGGAGCCAACCGAAGCAGCUGACUGCUGGAGCUUUGGCUCUCUCUUGUAUGAGUUGCUCACAGGAGUGCCACUGUUCCAAAAUCAUCCAUCAGGGAUUCAGCCUCACACUCAGCUGCAUCUGCCAGAGGGGCUCAGCCUGGCUGCUACAUCACUGCUCACUGAGCUCCUGCAGUACAAUCCAAAGCAGCGCUUGGGCUCUGGAAGAGGUGGCAUGGCGAAGCUGAAGUCCCACUCCUUCUUCAGCACUGUCCCAUGGAACCAGCUGGUGGGCUAG